Lepidothrix coronata (blue-crowned manakin) is the source of this 1067-nucleotide messenger RNA. RefSeq names its product extensin-like. The transcript is spliced from 2 exons. The annotation marks the transcript as partial. The record is from RefSeq and is a predicted model, not a curated record. NCBI's taxonomy places the organism in Eukaryota, Metazoa, Chordata, Aves, Passeriformes, Pipridae.
GGUCCUCCCCCCUUAUUUGGGGUCUCCCCCCUUUAUUUUGGGGUCCCCCCCUCGUAUUUGGGGUCUUCCUUUAUUUUGGGGUCCCCCCCCAUUUCAGGGUCCCCCUCCCCAUUUUGGGGUCCCCCCUCCCACCUGGGGGUCCCUCCCCCUUAUUUUGGGGUCCCCCCCUCGUAUUUGGGGUCUCCCUUUAUUUUGGGGUCCCCCCCUUAUUUGGGGUCCUCCCCUGAUUUUGGGACCCCCCCUCCCACCUGGGGGGUCCCUCCCCCUUUAUUUUGGGGUCUCCCCCUUGUAUUUGGGGUCUCCCUUUAUUUUGGGGUCUCCCCCCUGAUUUUGGGACCCCCCUCCCACCUGGGGGGUCCCUCCCCCUUAUUUCGGGGUCCCCCCCCCUUAUUUGGGGUCUCCCCCCUUAUUUGGGGUCUCCCCUUAUUUUGGGGUCCCCCCCUCCCACCUGGGGGGUCCCUCCCCCGUAUUUUGGGGUCCCCCCCCUUAUUUGGGGUCUCCCUUUAUUUUGGGGUCUCCCCCCUUUAUUUUGGGCCCCCCCCUCCCACCUGGGGGGGUCCCUCCCCCUUAUUUUGGGGUCUCCCCUUAUUUUGGGGUCCCCCCCUCCCAUUUCAGGGUCCCCUCCCCAUUUUGGGGUCCCUCCCCUUAUUUCGGGGUCCCCCCCUGAUUUUGGGACCCCCCCCUCCCACCUGGGGGGUCCCUCCCCCUUAUUUUGGGGUCCCCCCCCCAUUUCAGGGUCCCCCUCCCCAUUUUGGGGUCUCCCCCCUUAUUUGGGGUCUCUCCCCCUUAUUUUGGGGUCCCCCCCCCUUAUUUGGGGUCUCCCCUUAUUUGGGGUCUCCCCCCUUUAUUUUGGGGUCCCCCCCCCUUAUUUGGGGUCUCCCCUUAUUUUGGGCCCCCCCUCCCACCUGGGGGGUCCCUCCCCCUUAUUUUGGGGUCCCCCCCCAUUUCAGGGUCCCCCUCCCCAUUUUGGGGUCCCCCCCCCUUAUUUGGGGUCCCCCCCCUUAUUUGGGGUCUCCCCCUUAUUUGGGGUCUCCCCCUUAUUUCGGGGUCCCCCCCCCUUAUUUUGG